Molecule: messenger RNA, 4019 nt
Organism: Diachasma alloeum
Lineage: Eukaryota; Metazoa; Arthropoda; Insecta; Hymenoptera; Braconidae
Product: tetratricopeptide repeat protein 21B-like
Exons: 2
Coding region: 17-3952 (1311 amino acids)
Biological process (GO): intraciliary retrograde transport; protein localization to cilium
Cellular component (GO): intraciliary transport particle A
Molecular function (GO): protein binding
Source: RefSeq, a predicted model, not a curated record
CCACAUCAUACCAAAAAUGGAGAAAAUGGACGAAUCAGAUUACCAGACGCUCAUCACCUGGUACUGCCAGCAGAGCUACUACACCAGUAUGUUACGACAAGCGAAGGAAGCUGUUGACUCUUUCCCCUCAAGUGAAAACCUCAAAAUUCUCCUCGCCCUCGCCUACCUCCAGACGAAUCGUCCUCAGGACGCUUUACAACAGGUCAACGAGCUCAUCGGCCCCGAGGACACGACUCUCCCCUCCCUCAUCAUCCAGAGUUUCGCUUAUCGGCUCAACAGCAACAAGGACCGUUCAGUCAUAACUCAGAUCGACUCUAGGAUUCGUGAAGAUAGGAGAAAAGCGACCUCUACAUCACUGUCCCGAACUGCAACAGUUCUUUUUCUACUGAAGAAAGUAGAAAAGGCGAAGGAAUACGCAGAAAAGGCCUAUAAAAUGCACCCUCACGAUCUCGACGUGCUCUUGAUAAACUCAUUAAUCGACUUGAACGUCUCCAAAGGUCAACACAAUUACCUAUCCACCAUCCAGAAAGACCACAGUAGACGCUUGAGUGUCCUCCUAGCAACUGCAAAGUCCCACGAGGUCAAUGGCUCCCACGAACAAGCUAUCUUAAUCCUGAAUGCACUGAUCGUUCGAUACUCAAACUUGUGCAUUCCGCUGAUCGAAAAAAUGGGAAAUCAAUUAGCCAUGAAGGACUGGGAUCAGGUCCUGGAGACAUGCAACAGGAUCCUCUCCAUCGACUCCAACGAUCUAGAUGCCAUCAAAGCUAAGACUGUCGUAAUGAUCUGCAGAGAUGGGGAUUACCCGUCUGCAAUCAAGACCCUCCAGCUAUUCUUCAGAAACUUAAUCCUAGCUGAACCCAAGAAUGUUGAAUUAUUCGUGAAGAACAUCCAGUUGUUCACGAGGACAACGAACAGGGACAAAGAUAUUCUCCUAGAGCUUUCGAGAAUCACCGAGAAACUCAUUCAACAGAACCCGAAUUCCAGUGAGCCGAUGAUUGAACUCGGAAAUAUUUACUUAUUGAUGCACAGGGUGAAGGAAGCUGAGCACUGGUACAGAAGUGCAGUGAGGAUCGACGAGUCCUCGUUCUCGGCUCUCAUGGGUUUGGCCCACUGUCAAGUUCUGGAGACCACCCCAGGAUCUACUGACCUAGCUAGACAACAGCUGGACUUCCUCAUGGAGGUCCAGUCCAACACUUUGGACCCAAAACUGUACUUCAUGUCAGCGAAACUAAAUUCAAACGAUCCGACCAAAGCCUUGAAGUACCUCGAAAUGGCAAUUGAACUGAUCCUGAAGAACUCGUCGAACUUACCUUAUGGGUAUCACUACCUGGUCGAGUUGAACCCAGUAUUUUCCCUUGAGAUCGUGACGGAACACUUGUGCAACUCGCCAACAACGACAGUCAGCGAUACCCAGAACGAAAAAACCUCUGAGGAAGAUAAACCAAGUUUGAUCCUAUUAGCAAUGAUUACCGAAGCUUGUUCUGGCUGUUCCGAAGCCUUCCUGCUCCUCGCAAAAGCAAAGAUGCAAGCUGGGGACUUCGAGGGGGCGCUAAUGACGCUGAAGCGGAUGCUGGAUAGCGUCGAUCCGGCUAACGCGCCUGCGCACCUGUUAAUGGCGCAGAUAUUAACCCGCCAAGGGAACUAUCAAUCUGCGUCUCAAAGCCUCGAAGUGGGACUCAGCUACAACUUCAAAGUCCGAGACGACCCAAUUUACCACUUGAUCUCUGGAAUUGUUGAGAAACAAAAUGGCGACUUGGAGAGUUCCAUCACUAGUUUGCGAACGGCGAUGUCCCUGAUAGACGCUAGAGUCAAAUCACAAGAGGCAGCACCACUCGACUCGAUCUCAUUAUCAGACCGAGCAACUCUGUAUUUGGAGUUGAUAUCAGCUUACAGUCAGCUGAACAAGUUCGAUGAAGCAUCUGCCUUGAUGAACGAAGCCAAGUCCCUCUUCUCUAAUACUGUAGAAGAAGGGAGAGUAGUUAUUGGAAACGCAGAGUUGUCUUUGGAGAUGGAUGAGAUUGACCGAUCGAUCAACUAUUUGAGCCAGAUUAAGCCGAAUGAGCCGUACUAUCUCGAAGCCCAUACAAAGCUGGCGGAGAUUCACCUGCAUCAUAGGAAAGAUCGUCACGCGUUUGCGAAGUGUUUUAGGGAGCUGGUGGAGCAUUGUCCAGGGUCGAAGACGUAUAGUAUGCUGGGGGAUGCGUACAUGGCGAUUCAGGAGCCAGAUCGGGCUAUUGAGGCUUAUGAGCACUCGUUGAAGGAUUGUCCUGGGGAUAGAAUACUUGCGAGUAAAAUGGGGAAGGCUCUGACAAAGACUCAUCAGUACAAUAGGGCGGUUAAUUAUUAUAAAGAAGUGGUUAGGAAUAAGGGGUGUGGGGAGCUGAAGCUCGAUAUGGCAGAGUUGUUCAUGAGGAUGAAGCAGUUCGAUAAGGCUGAGGGGGCUUUGGUUCAGGAGUUGCAGGAGGCGAGGGGAGCUACUGAUCUAGAGCAUUUGGAGAUGCGGGGAAGGCAGCUGUUGCUUCUUGCCAAGGUCAGGGAGAGGUCGGGGAAUAUUCAGAUGGCUUUGUCGACGUUGAAAGAGGCCAAGGAAAAUCAGGUCAGGUGCAUUCAGCGAAUGUCGGUAAACGCUUCGGUGACUGCUCUUAAGCAGACGCUGGCGGAGAUCUGCUUGACUAUGGCUGAUCACGCGACUGCGGUCAGGGAUUGGGACCAGGCGAUUGUGCAUUAUAAGGAGGCACUGCAGCAUAAGCCUGCGGAUAUCAAGGCUUUGUUGUCACUGGCGAAGUUGUAUAUGCAGAUUAAUGAACUGGAUAAGUGUGCGGCGAGCUGCACGGCGCUGUUGACUGCUGAUCCUAAUAAUGAGGCGGCCUCCGUCAUGAUGGCCGAUCUCGCGUUUCGGAAGGUGGAUUUUGAAACUGCCGCGUUUCAUUUCAGGCAGUUGUUGAUGAGGCGACCGACUUAUUGGACGGCCCUUGCGAGGCUCAUUGAGGUUUCCAGGAGAACUGGUAAUAUCGAUGAUCUAGACGAGUGGCUCUCUCGAGCAGAGUCCGCAACGGAAGGAUCAAACCGGGACGCGGGAUUCUACUACUGUGCCGGCCUCCUCGACUGGCGAACUGGCAAACUAAACUCCGCGCUAAGAAACUUCAACGCAGCAAGACGUGACCCAGAAUGGGGACAGCAAGCAAUUUACAACAUGAUAGAGAUUUGUCUGGACCCAGACGACGACUCCGCGUUAUCCAGCGAGGCCUUCAACGAGGAAGACGCCGAGUACCAGGACUCUCGUACGAUGGCCCUGAAAACAGCCCAGAGACUUCUUCAAGAGUUGAACCCGAAGGGCAGUCCCCACGAGAUGUUGACUCACAGACUUUUGGAGAACUUCUUCCUCCUCACAACGAAGAUCAAGACGAAUAUUGAGAAAGCCCUCCAGGAUUGCACAGCCUUGGCCAGCCAAGAGACAUUAAGAGAUCAUGUGGGACCAGCCCUGGGGCUCGCCACAGCCCACAUUCUCCUCAAACAGACCCCAAGAGCCCGAAAUCACCUGAAACGAGUUGCCAAGAACGUCUGGACCUUCGAGGACGCCGAAUACCUCGAACGGUGCUGGCUCCUUCUCGCUGAUAUCUACGUGCAAUCGAAUAAAUACGAUCUAGCUAAUGAUCUUCUUCGGAAGGUUCUUCAGCACAACGCCACCUGCGUCAGGGCUUAUGAAUUAUCAGGACACAUCUCCGAACGGGAACAAAAUUACAAAGACGCUGCUGUGCAAUACGCUCAGGCCUGGAAAUUCGGUGGGAAAACUAAAUUAUCGGUUGGCUACAAAUUGGCGUAUUGCUGUUUGAAAAGUAAAAAAUAUGCUGAUGCUAUUCAAGCGUGCAAUGAGGUACUCAAACAGAAUUCAGAUUUUCCGAGGAUUCGAAAAGACAUUUUAGAGAAGUCUAUUCAUAAUAUUAGAUCGUAAUUUUUGUGGGGUUGAGAUUGGAGGAGUUUGGGCUGUCCUGGUGGGACAGCUCCUGCAAUAAAAUUUG